GCUGUUGCGGGAGCGACUUUCUGCUUUCGAGGAAGAGAAGGCUGAAUUCCGCCUGAUCCUGCGAAGCUCGAGAGAGAACUACGAUCUCAAGCAUGGAGUUCGCCAAGCCGAGGAGGUGCCUGCCGGCGCGGGAGCUGCAUCCGAAGGCGCCCAGCACAUGCUCUCGUUUUCGCCUCUCCGUCUGCUGUCCGCCAUCUUUUCUCCGUUCUUGACUGCCUCGGCCCCGGGCAUGCAAGCUCCAGAAUCCGUGUCGAUCCGUCGGGUGCUUCCGAGGAAGGAGACAUGCGUGAAAUCCAUGCGCAGCUUGGGACUCAGUCGCAGCUUCGCAGUCCCCGAGGACAGCAUGGAGAGCGCAGCUGCGCUGCUUAGGUCUCGCUUGGACGAAGCCGACGGCCGAAACGAGGGCUGA
Molecule: messenger RNA, 409 nt
Organism: Symbiodinium necroappetens
Lineage: Eukaryota; Dinophyceae; Suessiales; Symbiodiniaceae
Source: the annotation of a GenBank genome assembly